AUGCCUGCUCCAACCCAGAUGUCUGUAGCACCAGCUCCACCACAUCUGCCUGCCAUACUGGCUUCAGUCCAGGACCCACCAGCACCUCAGCCCCCCAGUGGCUCCUCCUCCCCAGGGCCUCAUAGCAGUUCCUCCUCUCCAGGCCCCCCCAGCACCUCCUCCUCCCCACGGUCUCUCAGCGGCUCCUCCUCUCCAGGUCCCCCCAGUGGCUCCUCCUCCCCAGGGCCCCCCAGCAGUUCCUCUUCUCCAGGCCCCCCCAGCACCUCCUCCUCCCCAGGGUCUUCCAGUGGCUCCUCCUCUCCAGGCCCCCCCAGUGGUUCAUCCUCUCCAGGUCCCCCCAGUGGCUCCUGCUCCCCAGGGCCUCCCACCAGUUCCUCUUCUCCAGGCUCCCCCAGCACCACCUCCUCUCCAGGUCCCCCCAGCGGUUCAUCCUCUCCAGGCCCCCCAGCACCUCCCCCUCUCCAGGUCCCCCCAGUGGCUCCUCCUCUCCAGGCCCCCCCAGUGCAUCCUCCACUUCAAGCACCUGCAGGACCAUGA
Molecule: messenger RNA, 537 nt
Organism: Sphaeramia orbicularis (orbiculate cardinalfish)
Lineage: Eukaryota; Metazoa; Chordata; Actinopteri; Kurtiformes; Apogonidae
Product: proline-rich receptor-like protein kinase PERK12
Exons: 1
Coding region: 1-537 (178 amino acids)
Source: RefSeq, a predicted model, not a curated record